This is a messenger RNA of Chrysochloris asiatica (Cape golden mole), 2474 nucleotides long. It is a transcript of the gene SOX30, whose product is annotated as SRY (sex determining region Y)-box 30. Gene Ontology annotation, cellular component: nucleus. NCBI's taxonomy places the organism in Eukaryota, Metazoa, Chordata, Mammalia, Afrosoricida, Chrysochloridae. Gene Ontology annotation, biological process: regulation of transcription by RNA polymerase II. Bases 1 to 2310 code for a protein of 769 amino acids. The transcript is spliced from 5 exons. The record is from RefSeq and is a predicted model, not a curated record. Gene Ontology annotation, molecular function: sequence-specific double-stranded DNA binding; DNA-binding transcription factor activity, RNA polymerase II-specific.
AUGGAGAGAGCUAGACAGGAGCCACCGCCUCAGCCGCAACAACUGCCGAAGGUUACCCCACCUCGCCCCUUGCGCCCAGCUCCGUCCCCGCUGCCUGUUGAGGGUACCUCCUUUCGAGCAGCGGCCGUCGAGACCCCUCCGUCGCCGCCCACCUCGUGCGCGGCCGCCAUUGCGACCAUGGCCUCAUCGUGUGGGGAGGCCCCGGCGUCGGGCACACAGCCCGUGGCGCUGCGUCUGCUGCAGGUGAAACCAGAGCAGGUGCUGCUGCUGCCACCGCCAGGGCCCCCACUGCCCCAGGCUCGGGAGGAAGUUGCCACCGCUUCUCCCGCGCAGGCCCGAUUGCUGCAGUUGAGGCCGGAGCUGCUGCUGCUGCCGCCGCCACCGCCCUCAUCUGAAGGCGCCCCCUGCAGGCUCGAAGCGCACCGGGCACAGCCCAGAUCUCUGCAAGUCAAGGCCGAGAAGCAGGAGCCCCCGCCCGCCUUGGAACCGUCGGCGGGGCCUCAGAGACCCGUGGAGACGGGAUCCAGGCCUUCCAGAGUGGCUAACGUGGAAGGCUCGGGGCCGGCCGCCGACAGUCACGGAGGGGAAGAAAAGAAAGGCAAGUCGGAGGUGGAGGAGGCCAUAAGAGACCCAGGGAAAGGAGGCGAAGGUAAAAGCCUGGCGACCAUCAGAGAAGGAGUCAUCAAAACCGAGGAACCCGAGAGACUCCGCGAGGACUGCAGGCUUGGUGUGGAGCCCGAGUCCAAUGACUUGGUCCAUGGCAGCAAGGAGAUCAUUCUGGCCCAGCCAACCAGCACCUUUGGGCCGCAUCAGCAAGACAUCCGGAUCCCCUUAACCCUCCACACCGUCCUCCCUGGGGCCCGGAUCCAAUUUCAGGGACCUCCACCUUCAGAGCUGAUCCGAUUGACCAAGGUCCCCUUGACACCAGUGCCUAUUAAAAUGCAGUCCUUAUUGGAGCCUUCUGUAAAAAUUGAAACCAAAGAUGUCCCGCUCACCGUGCUUCCCUCAGAUGCAGGAAUACCAGACACUCCCUUCAGUAAGGACAGAAAUGGUCAUGUGAAGCGACCCAUGAAUGCAUUUAUGGUUUGGGCAAGAAUCCACCGGCCAGCACUAGCCAAAGCUAACCCAGCAGCCAACAAUGCAGAAAUCAGUGUCCAGCUUGGGUUAGAGUGGAACAAACUUAGUGAAGAACAAAAGAAACCCUAUUACGAUGAAGCACAAAAGAUUAAAGAAAAGCACAGAGAGGAAUUUCCUGGUUGGGUUUAUCAGCCUCGUCCAGGGAAGCGAAAACGCUUCCCUCUAAGUGUUUCCAAUGUAUUUUCUGGUACUACACAGAAUAUCAUCUCUACAAAUCCUACAACAAUUUAUCCUUAUCGCUCACCUACCUACUCUGUGGUUAUUCCCAGCCUACAGAACACCAUCACUCAUCCAGUUGGUGAAGCCACACCUGCCAUCCAGCUGCCCUCACCUGCAGUCCAGCGCCCAAGCCCCAUCACACUUUUCCAGCCCAGUGUCUCCAGUGCUGCCCAGGUGGCCAUCCAGACUCCAAGUCUCCCCCUCCGUCCAGCACUCCCAUCCCAGCGUUUUGCUGGGCCCUCCCAAACGGACACUCAUCGGCUGCAUUCUGGAGCUAGUCGGUCUAUGAAGAGACUCACCCCUGUGUGUCUGGAGAGUACCAACAGGAUUUCAACCAGUGCAAGUACUGCCCAUGCCAGAUUUGCAGCCUCAACCAUCCAACCUCCCAAGGAGUAUCCCGGUGUUUCUACUUGUCCCAGAAGUGCUCCAAUCCCCCAGGCUCCUCCCAUUCCACACUCACAUGUCUACCAGCCCCCUCCCCUGGGCCAUCCAGCCACAUUGUUUGGGACACCACCGAGAUUUUCUUUUCAUCAUCCCUACUUCUUACCUGGACCUCACUACUUCCCAUCAAGCACAUGCCCUUAUAGUCGGCCUCCCUUUGGCUAUGGAAAUUUUCCAAGUUCAAUGCCAGAAUGCCUUGGGUAUUAUGAAGACAGGUACCAGAAACACGAAGCUAUGUUUUCAGCUUUAAAUAGAGAUUAUCCUUUUAGAGACUACCCGGAUGAACGCACACACAGCGAAGCCUCUCGGAGUUGUGAGAGCAUGGAUGGGAACUCGUACUAUAACAGUCAUAGCCACAGUGGGGAAGAAUAUUUAAAUCCCAUGCCACAAUUGGACAUGGGAGCCUUGGAGAAUGUCUUCACAGCCCCAACAUCAACUCCCCCGAGCAUCCAGCAAGUCAAUGUUACUGACAGUGAUGAGGAGGAAGAAGAAAAAGUGCUCAGAAAUUUGUAAUUGAAAAGUAAAUAUACGCAGAAAAUAAACAUUUCUUAAAAUCUAUUUUGGGUCAGUUGGUGUGAGGAAAAAAAAGCUUAAAAUGCUUUUCUAAAAGUUUUCAGCCAUGAUUUGAGGAAUCAAAACCAAAUGCAGUUUUUAUCUUUAUAGAGUUUUGAUUAGUG